This is a messenger RNA of Penicilliopsis zonata CBS 506.65, 2283 nucleotides long. RefSeq lists its product as hypothetical. The record is from RefSeq and is a predicted model, not a curated record. Gene Ontology annotation, molecular function: protein binding. Bases 1 to 2283 code for a protein of 760 amino acids. The transcript is spliced from 2 exons. Lineage: Eukaryota; Fungi; Ascomycota; Eurotiomycetes; Eurotiales; Aspergillaceae.
AUGGCCGGCCCCGUUGCCGGCGAGCUGCGUCAGCCCGUCUCCACUCCUCCCCCGGUCUAUCUACGCUCCUCUCCACCUCUCCAUGUCUCUGCAGAUAUCCCGCCGAUACCUUCAUCGUUUGGUGGCCGUCGGAAACCGGCGAUCGUGUCUCCGUUGAAUAUCGAUCACGCCGCCGUCAUUCAGAACUCGCCUGUCUCGCCCGUCAAGAUCGACGAUGCCAUUGGUCUACCCGAGGCGUCGACGGCCUGCAUCGAGAACUCACAUGCCGACGAUGAAGGUCUAUCGUUGCCGCCGCUCCCAGACUUUGCCUCCAUGGCUCUGGAAGACAAUGACAGCAAGACGGACUCGUUUCCGCCUCCCCGACGAGACUCGAUGCCGGUUUCGCGGCAGUCGCAACCUCUACCGUACGGCCAUACCCCUGCCAGCAGUGGUUCGUGGUCUGUGGUCGACCCCAGCGCAAAGGGGGACCCUUCGGUCAAGCCGAGCGGUUCCUCCUCGGAUCGAGAUCUGCCAACCAGCAGCCGUACGGGCACUUCCUCUCCCGCGAGUCUCGAUAGCAUGACCCAGCUGCCAGAAUCUUAUGAACCGUUACAUUACCAUCAUCAACAACAACAACAACAACAACAACAACAACAACAACAACAACAACAACAACAGCAGCAGCAGCAGCACUCAAAACAAAAAAAGCAGCAACAGCAACAGCAACAAUACCUCCGCGAUGCUCGGACGGCACUCCAAUCAAGCUCGAACCCGACGGACGGCGGCGGCGCCGCCCCGCAGAACGGGGUCUAUCUGGCUGCUCGGCGACCGGGGUACCCCCCGCGCCCAUCCUCGGUGUACUCUUCGGUGUCGGAUUUGCCGGGUCAAGUCCAUCAUCUGUCACCAGGGGCCUCGCCGUAUCUGCACGCACGCUCCUCCUCGCGCAACUCGACCGCGUCGCCGGACCAGCGACCGCUCUCCUUUGUCGACCUGCUCAACACGUCGUACCCGCAGCCGGGGCCCACGCCCACGCUGGUGGGCCACGAGCACUUGCGUUCUUCCGUGGGCAACAAUGCCUCGCUGCUGAGUCACAAACAGACGUUUGACAUGUACCUGGCCAACGUCAAGAAGACCGACGACUCGGCCGUGCAGUACGAGUUUGCCGUCUUCAUCGUGAACUCGCUGCCGGAGGUUUCCUCGGAGGAAGACCUCGGCGGCGGCGGCGGCGGCGGCGGCAGUAGUCCCAAGGCCAGGAGAGCCUCAACAGGAGUCUCGGCCGGGGCCACGGCCCCGGGGCUGACACGCGCGGGGCUAUUGAAGGAAGCGCGGUCGAUCCUGCAGCGGCUGGCGGACCGCAGCUACCCCUUUGCACAGUACUACCUGGCGGACGGGAUGGCGUCCGGCCUGUUCAGCAAGGGCAAGGAAGACUACGACCGGGCGUUCCCGCUGUUCCUGGCGGCCAGCAAACACGGGCACGUCGAGGCCUGCUACCGGACCGCCCUGUGCUACGAGUUCGGCUGGGGGUGCCGCGUGGAUGGCGGCAAAGCGGUCCAGUUCUACCGGCAGGCGGCGUCCAAGAACCACCCGGGCGCCAUGCUGCGGAUGGCCAACGCCUGCCUGGAGGGUGACAUGGGCCUGGGUCGACGGUACCGUGAGGGGAUCAAAUGGCUGAAGCGCGCCGCCGAGUCGUCGGACGAGCUGUACCCGUCGGCGCCCUACGAGUUGGGCCUCCUGCACGAGACCGGCUACGGCGAUGACAUCUUCCAGGACGUGGCCUACGCCGCGCAGCUGUUCACCCGCUCCGCCGAUCUGGGCCAUGUCGAGGCCAGUUACCGCCUGGGAGAUGCGUACGAGCACGGCAAGCUGCACUGCCCGCGCGACCCGGCCCUCAGCAUCCACUUUUACACGGGUGCCGCCCAGCGCGGUCAUCCCCUGGCCAUGAUGGCCCUGUGCGCGUGGUAUCUGGUCGGCGCGGAGCCCAUCCUAGAAAAGGACGAGUCGGAGGCGUACGAAUGGGCCAAGCGGGCGGCUGACUUGGGCCUCGGCAAAGCACAGUAUGCCCUCGGCUACUUCACAGAAAUGGGGAUCGGAUGCCGGCGCGACCCGCUGGAAGCCAACAUGCUGUACGUCAAAGCCGCCGACGGAGGCGACGAGCGAGCCAAGCAGCGCAUCGCGGCCAUCCGGGCGGCGGCGGACGGCCAGGCGGCACCAAAGAAGAGUGAGUCUCCUUCUUCUUCUGCUUCAGUUCUGCUUGUUCUAACGUCAGUAGAUGACAAGACGAAGAAGCGAUUUGGGAUUUUCUAG